This is a messenger RNA of Chaetomium globosum CBS 148.51, 14100 nucleotides long. RefSeq lists its product as uncharacterized. The transcript has 9 exons. Gene Ontology annotation, molecular function: phosphopantetheine binding; 3-oxoacyl-[acyl-carrier-protein] synthase activity; fatty acid synthase activity. NCBI's taxonomy places the organism in Eukaryota, Fungi, Ascomycota, Sordariomycetes, Sordariales, Chaetomiaceae. The record is from RefSeq and is a predicted model, not a curated record. Gene Ontology annotation, biological process: fatty acid biosynthetic process; secondary metabolite biosynthetic process. The coding region runs from base 1 to 14100 and encodes 4699 amino acids.
AUGAGCGACAACGACGACGAGUGGAACGGCUUUUCUGACGACAACGGCGAAGACGACGGUCCGCCAGAGCCCGGCCGCCCCAGCCAAAUUGAUGGACAGCCGUGGGAUGUUCCGGACAGUGCUCUUCUCCAGGGAGAUGUGAUCCCCAACCCGAAGGACAGCGAUUUCGCCACGGACUUCGCCAAGAUCGAGGAGCUCCAGGGAGCCAUCAACGCGUGGGCCAGAUCCCGAGGAUUUGCCGUGGUCCGCCGCCACGGUCGCAACAAGCAAGACGGUCUAUAUACACGCUUCGAUAUCCUGUGCGAUCGCUUCGGUAGUCCGCGCGCACCUCGUGGCGCCGGCGUUCGUGAGACGGCGACUCGGAAGUGCGACUGCAAGUGGAAGGCCGCCGCCUCUCGAACAAAGGAUGGCUGGCGAUUCCAUAGCCACCCUGACCCUCAGCACUCCGUCCACAACCACGGUCCAUCUCUUCAUCCAUCAGCUCAUACCCAACACCGCAUGUCAAACUCGGAGUCGCUCGAUACGAUCGCAGAGCUCAGCAACCAUGCCUCCAUCCGCGCCAGGGAGAUUCGAUCUGUUGUCAACCAGGAGCACGAUACCAUCUACACAAGGAAGGACAUCUAUAACGUUAGGGCUAAGAUGCGGAAGGUGAACCUCGAUGGGUAUACUGCGGCCGGCGCUCUCAUCAAGGCGCUUGAUAACGUCGACGGUGAUACGGCCAACCACUACGAGGUUGAGUGGGCUGACGCCGCAGAGACCAUCUUCUGUUCGUUGGUCUGGGGCUUCGAGAGCUGCCUCGAGGCUACGUCAAUCUACCACGACUGUAUGUUGAUCGACCUGACGUACAAUACGAACUACAUGGGGAUGCCACUGUACCAGGUCAAUUGCUUGACAUCUGUUGGCAAGACGUUGAGUACCAUGUUUGGCCUUGUAUCCGACGAGACCACACAGACCUUCAGAUGGCUCAUGAAGGCGACCAAGAAGCUCAGAGACAAGUUCAACAUACCGGAACCAGCAGUGAUAGUCACCGAUCAUUGCAAAGAGCUGAAGCAGGCCAUUUCAGAGGUCUUCCCUGACAGCCAACAACAGACCUGUAUCUUCCACGUUAUCAAGAACGUCAUGCUGAACACCAAAAGGAAGUUCAAGUAUCCUGGCCGUGACGAGGUCGACUCCGAGGACGAGGAGUAUCGCGCUGAUUUCGAGGAUUACGACGGCGUCUCCCCACAAGAGAGGGCAGCCAUGGAGAAGGACCACGCGGAGCGACUGCUCUCUCGCAACACCUCCACCAGCAAAGUCACUAAGCCAAUUAGUCACGAUCCCCGUGGUGUUGAGGAGAUGUUUAAGGCCAUGCAAUGGAUGAGUUGCCGCGACCAAUGGGCCCAUUGCUAUACUCGGCACUACCGGAACUUUGGAGUUCGAACGACCUCACCAACAGAGUCGAACAACAUGAGUAUCAAGAGCUAUCUAAUCAAUGGGAGGAGUAGCGCCUACUCUCUUGUAAGCGUAAGUCAAGAUCUCUGCAAGGAGCAAGUCCAGCAGAACGUUGAGGAGAUGGCAAAGCAGGCCAUCAGAGCGCGCCACGACUUCCUUAGUCGACCAUGGCUUGGGGCUUUGCCUUUGAGAGUCUCGUACAAAGCCCUCGAUUUGAUCGUCGGCGAGUACCGCAGAGCCAAAGCCGCGAUGCCCUCAACCAGACCAUCACAGUCAAUUCGCAGACCUCUCGAGCCUUGCCACCCGGAUACCUGCACGGCAACAAUCCAGUAUAGUAUACCCUGCCGUCAUGACAUCUAUAAGAAGCUCGCAGAAGGAGAGAGACUCGAACUCCGCGAAGUCCAUACCCAUUGGCAUCUCCAGAUGAGUCUUGUAAAGCCGCCCCUUCCUUCCGUUGAGGAUAACGUUGCUGACCCCAAGAUCGUCGAGAACCGCAAAGGUAGACCCAAGAACUCGGCAAGGCCACUGCCAGAUGGUCUGGGAAUACCCUCAUCGCCGAAGACCCCAAGAAGCCAAAGAAGAGACGGGACACAAGGGAGCCAAGGAAGCCAAGGACGAAGAACACCAGGAAGCACACCAGGCCCGCCACGAGGCAACGCUCCACGUCUGCAACCGAGUAUUCGCCGCGUUUUAUCUGCGCACGAGACCGUUGAGGAGCCUCGGCCGCCCCAGGCCGCUCCCAAGAGACGCGGCAGACCUCCAGGCAGCAAGAACAAGAAGAAGGACCAGGCGCCGGCGCCGGCGGAGAGUCAACUUUCAGCCGCUGAGCGAGCAGAGCCCAGAACAACGUUGGUGAUAGCUUCAGCUCCACGGAGAGGUCUUAGGGCAGCUCCGGCUGCAGAGACUACUGCCAGCGAGAAGCGCAAGGCGCAGGCGGGGGGGGACUCGGCGCCGGCACCCAAACGUACGAGGGCGACGGCCUCAACACCACGAGCUCAGUCAGACCAGGGCACAGGCAACGUGGCGAUACCCUCACUUCCAGCGCCAGCAGGUGCGCCAGGUGCGAGGGUCACCAGAUCUGGCCGCGCGGUCCGAUUGACGGCAAAGGCGGCCAAGGCUGCGAGUGGUGGCAGGAUCUCGUACUUCUUCGACUGGCAUGGGCCCUCAAUCACCAUUGAUACGGCCUGCUCAUCGAGCCUGAUCGCCGUCCACCAAGCGGUGCAGAGCCUACGAAACGGGGAGGUUCCUCUCGCCAUUGCUGCCGGUGCCAACCUGCUGCUGGGUCCCUCGCAGUAUGUGGCAGAGAGCAAACUCAAGAUGCUGUCCCCGGGAGGGCUCUCAAGAAUGUGGGACGAGGAGGCCGACGGCUACGCACGUGGUGAUGGAUUUGCCUCGGUUGUGCUUAAACCUUUGAAAGAUGCCAUCAGGGAUGGCGACCGCAUCGAGUGCAUCAUCAGGGAGACAGGAUCGAAUCAGGACGGGAGAACGCAAGGUAUCACUAUGCCAAGCCCCAUCGCUCAAAGCGCCCUGAUCCGCGAGACAUAUCAACGGGCUGGGCUCGACCUGAGCCGCCCGGCCGACCGGCCCCAAUAUUUUGAGGCACACGGCACGGGAACACCGGCGGGCGACCCCGUCGAGUCUGAGGCCAUCAGCACCGCCUUCUUCGGCCCGGACUCGCGGUUUAAGCGCCAGCCGGGCGACGCAAAACUCCUGGUCGGAUCCAUCAAGACGGUCCUCGGCCACACCGAAGGCACAGCCGGCCUGGCCUCGCUGAUAAAGGUCUCACUUGCCCUACAAAACGGCAAGGUGCCGCCAAACCUCCACUUUAACCGACUUAGCCCUUCCGUUAAACCACACUACCAGAACUUGCAGAUUCCAACGUCACUCCUGGACUGGCCAGAGGUGCCUGAAGGAGGUGUGAGGCGUGCUUCCGUAAACAGCUUUGGCUUUGGCGGCGCGAAUGCUCACGCAAUCCUCGAGGCAUAUACGCCCGCGACGGCCAAGGAACUGCUGACCGCCCCGUCACCCUUCUCAUUUGCACCCCUGCUGUUCUCGGCCGCCUCCGACACGGCCCUGGCGGCGAACAUCGCGGCCCACGCUGACUUCGUCGAGAAGGCGAGCGAUGUGAACCUCGGCGACAUUGCACACACUCUGCACAGCCAUCGAUCGGCACUCGCAAAGCGUGCCGUCUUUGCCGCGGCAUCACGGAGUGACCUGGUAGCUCGGCUUCGAGGCCACGCGGCCGAAGACAAGGCCAAAUCGGACGCUGCGGCUCCGCUCGGGCGGUCCCUGUCGUCCCGGCCACGGACCCUGGGCGUCUUUACGGGCCAGGGUGCACAGUGGCCGCGGAUGGGCGCGGAGCUGAUCGAGAGGUCCGAAGCCGUGUCCAGGAUCGUCGACGAGCUCGAGGCGAGCUUGGCCACGCUGCCCCAGCAAGACCGCCCUUCAUGGUCGCUACGAGCAGAAAUGCUAGCACCGGCCGCGUCGUCCCAGAUCGGCAAGGCCGAGUUCUCCCAGCCCCUUUGCACGGCCCUGCAGAUCAUCCUAGUGGAUGUGCUGCGCGAGGCUGGCGUGGUCUUUGACGCUGUUGUCGGCCACUCGUCCGGCGAGAUUGCCGCGGCGUAUGCGGCCGGCGUCGUCACGGCGUCCGAGGCCAUGCGGAUUGCCUACUACCGAGGUUUCCACACCCACAGAUGCGGCGGCGCCGGCGGGCAAUCCGGCGCUAUGAUGGCUGUCGGGACAUCGUUUGAGGAUGCCCAAGAGCUUUGUGCGUUAGACGCCUUCAAGGGACGCCUCUCUGUUGCGGCGAGCAACUCGUCGUCGAGCAUCACACUCUCCGGCGAUGCCGACGCCGUAGCAGAGGCCGCCGUGGUCUGUGAGGAAGAAAAUAAGUUCCAUCGGGCCCUGCGGGUCGACAAGGCGUAUCACUCGCACCAUAUGGUGCCGUGCCUGGGACCGUACGUGGAGUCGCUUCGUGGUGCCUGCAACAUAUCGCCGACGCCGCAGAACGGUUCCGGCUCGGGAUGUGUAUGGAUUUCCAGUGUGUACGCCACGGAUAUUGCCGACGUCCAAGACGACAUCGGGUCUGAGUACUGGGCCAAGAACAUGGGGCAGACGGUCCUAUUCUCCCAGGCUCUCGAGACGGCGCUCCGCGAACGAGGCCCGUUCGACCAGGUCGUCGAGCUAGGUGCCCACCCUGCCCUCAAGGGGCCGGCGAUGCAGGUGAUCGAGGAAACAACGCGCGAGAAAAUCCCCUACGUUGGUACCCUCCUACGUCAGCGCGAUGCCACCGAGGCGCUAGCGGAAAGCCUGGGCGCAUUGUGGGCGGCAAACGGGCGCGCCUCGGUCGACUUGGCCAAGUACGAGGCGUUCCUGUCGGGCGGACGUGUUCAUCAGGUACUCGCCGACGAGCUUCCUCGGUACCAAUGGGAUCACCAGACGGCGUAUUAUCACGACUCGCGCUUGCUGAAGGCGCUGAGGACGUCAUCGAUCAAGCCAAAUGAGCUUCUCGGCACGCGGAUCAUGGACAACAGCCCGAGCGAGGCGCGCUGGCGCAACCGUUUGAGUGCGAACGAGGUCCCGUGGCUCAGGGAUCACCGAGUCCAGAACCAGGCCAUUUUCCCCGGUGCGGGCUACAUCGCAACUGGAUUGGAGGCCGUACGAGAGCUCUUGGGCAACGAGCCACUGCUGCUCGUCAACAUGCAGGACAUCUUCAUCGGGCAAGCCCUGAUCAUCCCGGAGCCGGGAAGCGUGGAGACGUUGGUGUCGGUGACGAACAUCGUCCGAGGCGCCGACAAGAUCACAGCCAGAUUCACCUUUUUCGCCGACGAGGGCAGGGCCGACUCGGUCUCCAUGGCGGAAAAGGCGUCGGCCAACCUAAUCAUCUCGCUCGGGGAACCCGACCCUGAUGCCCUACCACCGCGUCCCGAGCCGGGCCGGGACUACCACAUGCUGGACGUACCCGCCGAACGAUUUUACGACGCGGUUGGCAGUCUUGGGUUCGGCUAUACAGGACCUUUCCGGGCACUUAGCGGGCUCUCUCGAAAGAUGGACUACGCUACUGGCUCCGUAGUCCAACCGGAGCCGACAGAAGGCUUUGGCCGCCUUCUCGUGCACCCGGCCGCCCUCGACGCGGCAGUGCAGUCCAUCAUCUUGGCUUAUUGCUUCCCCGGCGACACCCGCCUCCGUACCACCCAUCUGCCUACGAGAAUCGACAGCCUCCGGGUCAACAUACCCUUGUGUGAGGCCGACCGCAGUGCCCAGACUCCUUUCCGUUCUUCGGUCCCGUCUGGCGGUGGCGUGGAGCUGAGCGACAUUAAUGGGGACGUGGACCUGUACGAUGAGAACGGCUCGACGCUGAUCCAGCUACAAGGCUUGCACACCAAGCCGCUGGUCCCCCCCACCCCUAGCACCGACCUUCCACUCUUCACCGAGUGGGUGUGGGGCCCGUUGAGCCCACACGGGCGCGAUCUCACGCUCCGGGGAGCCGAGGCCGAGGCGGAACGGGACCUGUUUAACGACCUCGAGCGUGUUGCUUACUUCUAUCUGCGCCGGCUUGACGCCGCCAUCCCACCGGAGCAACGCGUGGAUCUGCCGGCCCACCAGACUGCGCUCUUCCGCAUCGACCUGGAGCUCAUGCACGCUGUCGGUGAGAAUCUCGCCAGCGUCAUCCGUGGCGAGAUGAACAUGCUGGAGCCCAUGAUGCAGGACAACAAGCUCAACCGCUUUUAUAUCGAGGCGUUGGGCAUGUCGCGGUACCUUGAGGAACUCUCCCGGAUGGCAGCGCAAAUAAGCCACCGCUAUCCUCAGAUGCACGUGUUGGAGGUUGGCGCGGGUACGGGCGGUGCUACCAAGGUCUUGCUACGGCACCUUGAGGGCGGGUUCGAGUCGUAUGCCUACACGGAUAUUUCGAGCGGCUUUUUCCCUUCGGCACGCGAGACGUUCGAGGCUUACACGGAUAAGAUGACCUUCAAAACCCUCGACAUCGAAAAGGACAUUGCCGAGCAAGGCUACCAGGAGGAGUCCUUUGACCUAGUCAUCGCCAACCUUGUCGUCCACGCGACUAAGGACCUCCAAGUCACCGUCCGCAACCUACGGCGACUCGUCAAGCCUGGCGGCUAUCUGUUGCUGCUGGAGAUCACCGACAACGACCCGCUGCGGUUCGGAUUCAUCUUUGGUGGGCUUCCCGGUUGGUGGCUGGGCGAGGAGGAGGACCGUGGCCUGAGCCCCUGCGUGGAGGUGGCGACCUGGGACCGCAUCCUGCGCAACACGGGCUUCUCGGGCGCCGACGAGGUGACAGUGCGCGACCCGAACAACCCCCUCUCGGUGAUCCUAACCCAAGCUCUCGACGACCGGGUCGAGCUGCUGCGCCAGCCGCUCACGGCGCAGCCGUCAUCGGAGGGGGUGCAGCUUGACAGUUUAACCAUCCUCGGGGCCGAGACGGGCCGCGCGGCCGAGCUCGCCCGCGACGUCGAGGCCCUGCUAUCGCCUUACUUCCGGCGAUCUCGCACCGUCAGCAGCUUGGUCGGGCUGGGGCCCCAAGACCUGCCGCUCAUGGGUACGGUGCUGUCUCUUGUCGAGCUCGACACGCCCGUCUUCAAGGGCAUCACCCCAGAGAGGCUUCGGGGAUUCCAGCAGGUGUUCCAGCAGUCCAAGAACGUGCUGUGGGUCACGACGGGGUACAAGGCAGACGACCCGUACUCGGCCAUGGUAUACGGCGUCGGGCGCAACGUGGUGCUUGAGAUGUCGCACCUCCGCUUGCAGUUCCUGGACCUGGAGACGCUGGCCGCCGCCGACCCCCGAAUCUUGGCCGAGUGCGUGCUCCGCUUCGAGUUCUCAGAUAUGUGGGAACAGGCUGCAGACAAGCGGCCGCUGCUAUGGACGACAGAGCCGGAUCUUGCGUACGAAGAGGGCCGCUUGCGUAUGCCCCGUAUCAAGGUCAGCAAGGAGCGCAACGCGCGCUACAACUCGUCCCGCCGGCCAGUGACCAAGGAGGUCGAUCCCAUAGCGUCGCCCUUGGCCCUGCAGCCGCUGGACGACACGGGCAAAGACUAUGCGCUUGUUGCCCCAUCCGGUCGCCUAGCUGCUGGUACGCGGCUCGACACGGUCAAGAUCCGUGUAGCCAAGUCGAUUCUUAGGGCGGUGAGAGUGCUGGCGACGAAUUAUCUCUUUGUCGUCGCGGGUUUCGCCGAGAAUGGGACGAGCCCGCUCGUAGCCGUCUCGGACUCCCAGGCCUCCGUCGUCGAGGUUGACAGGGCGUGGACCAUGCCUAUCCAGCAUUCCGAGGGGGCCGCCGAUACAGCUGUCGAGACAGCUAUGGAGCAGGCCAUGGUCGCCUUGUACGACGGCCUGCUGGCCCAAGCCCUGCUGCAGGACGUGGAGCACGGCAGGGCGCUGGCCGUGCUCGAUGCCUCUCCGUCCCUGACGCGAGCCCUCAGGAGCAGCGGCCGCUACCGCGGUGUUCAGGUCGUGAGUCUAGCUUCCAAGGCGGCAGCGUCCGGGGUUCCCGGCACCAUACCCGUUCACCCGCGGGAGUCGGUGCGCUCGCUCAAGUCAAAGUUGCCCGCACACGUGGAUAAGCUUGCGAACUUCUCGGACCGCGCAGACCUCGCCCGUACCGUUGCCUCCUGUCUCCCUACCCGCUGCGACUUCCAAGACUGGCAGUCCCUUACUCGCCCAGGCGCGGUUAUAACGGAGCGAACCCUGCUCGGGCUGGCCGACUGUGAGGUCCCGUCCGUGCUGAGGGCCGCGUGGGCUCAUGUCAAAGUCGAUCAACGGUCGACUGACCUCGCCGGGGUGCUACGUGCGGACCCAACGUCGCUGUCCCAAGCGGCAGUAGUCCCCGGUGAUGCUGCCAACCAGGUCUGCCUGGUCGACUGGGCGCGCCGUCCUACACUACCGGCGCGCAUCCAGCCUCUGGUCACCACCAUCACCUUCUCUCCCGACAAGACGUAUUGGCUGGUUGGGCUCACCGGAGGACUCGGCCAGUCGCUCUGCCGCUGGAUGGUAGAGCGCGGCGCCCGCUACUUGGUCCUGACCAGUCGCAAUCCCAAGCUCGACCCCCGCUGGCUCGCAGGCGUGGAGGCGCUCGGCGCCGUUGUCAGGGCCUUCCCCAACGACAUCACCAGCCGCGAUGCGGUCCAGGCUGCAUACCGCACCAUCACGGCCACAAUGCCUCCCAUCGGUGGUGUCGCUCACGGUGCCAUGGUCCUCCACGACUCCAUGUUUGCCGAGGUCACGGUCGAGAAGAUGGACAAGGUGCUGCGACCCAAGGUCGACGGUGCCAUUCACCUGGACGAGAUUUUCUACGAUGCUCCCCUGGACUGGUUUGUAUACCUUUCAUCCGUGGUCGUCAUCACCGGCAACAAAGGACAAGGCAUCUACGCAGCAGCCAACAUGUUCCUCAACUCGAUGACCAUGCAGCGGAGGAAGCGCGGCGUCCCGGCGGCGGCCGUGAACAUCGGCGCGGUGCUCGGCAACGGCUACGUGACGCGCGAGCUCAACCACCAACAGCAGACGUUCCUGCAGGAGGUCGGCAACAACUGGCUCAGCGAGCAGGACUUCCUCACCAUCUUUGCCGAGGGCGUCGCCGCCAGCCGCGUGGACUCGACCGAGGCUGUCGAGAUUACAACCGGCCUGCGCAUGCUGUCGUCGCGCGACGAGAACGUUACAUGGGCUACUAAUCCUAAGUUCCAGUACCUCGUCCAAGCCCACGUGGCGUCGGCGGCUGCUAAGCUCGCCAAGUCGAGCAAUGUCUCGCUCAAGAAACAGCUUGAAGACGUCAAGACGAUCCAGGAUGCGUCCGAGAUUUUGGAGGAUGCCUACACAAGCAAGCUCAGGGCUGUCCUGCAAAUCGCUCCCGACCGGGAUGUCUUGAGCGCCGCCCUCGACGACCUCGGCAUGGACUCCCUUGUCGCCGUUGAGAUCCGGUCUUGGGUGCUCAAAGAAUUGAGCGCCGAUAUCACCGUUCUCGAAGUCCUCAACAGCGGGACCGCUGGAGCGCUGUUCGAGCUUGUCAAAGAGCGUGCCCUAGCCUCUCUUGCGCUCUUAGACUCCGGAGAGCAGCCCGAUCAGGUGAAGAGUCCUCGGGCCGCCCCGCUAGACCUCGUAUCCGGCCACGGCGGCGGCGACCGCCGCCCUUCUACUGUAGUCGACGUGGCCGACACCUCGCUGGACCAAGGCUCGUCGUGGGAUUCUGGGUCCUUGCGGGAGGCAUCCAACGGCCACGACUCAACCAUCUUGAGCAGCACCGCGCCGAGCUCCCCUAUCUCGAAACCUGCGGGGGUCGACGCGAGCGACCUCGAACAGACGCCUAUCCCCGAGGAUUCAGAAGAGCCGGUGGCCUCGUCCCCAGACGCCGGCCUCGCCCGAUCUGUGCCCCUGUCAUUCAGCCAGGCCAGGUUCUGGUUCCUGAGGCACUUCUUGCCGGAUCAGAGUGCUUUCAACAUCACCAGCGUGGUUCGCAUGCACGGCCGGCCGGACAUGGAGCGCCUAGCACGAGCCAUCAAGGCCGUAGGUAACCACCACGAGGCAUUGCGGACCGCAUUCCGCGUAGGAGAAGGCAACGAGCCUGUGCAGGCCGUGCUCAAGGAGACGGUGUUGGUGCUCGAGCACCGGGACAUUUCCGACGCUGACGACGUCACCCCGGCGUACGAGGCGGUGCAGCGUCACGUCUAUGAUCUAGAGGCCGGCGAGACGAUGCGGCUUCAAGUGCUGACCCUCUCUCCCACCGAGCACUUUCUCAUCCUUGGCUACCAUCACAUCAACAUGGACGGCAUCAGCUUCGAGGUUCUGUUCAACGACCUUCAGAAGGCGUACAGGGGCGUUGAGUUCACGCCCGGCGUGGCGCAGUAUCCCGCAUUCUCCAUCCUCGAGCGCGACGAGUACCGGUUGGGGAAGUGGAAGACCGAGCUUGACUUCUGGAAGGCCGAGUUUGCGCACUUGCCCGAGCCUCUGCCCCUGCUCCCGCUCUCGCAAAGGGCCUCGCGCCCGGCCGUGGCCCAGUACGCCACCUUGCGGGUGGAGCGGCGCAUCCCGGCCGAUCUGUCUGCCACCAUCAAAAGUGCCGCGCGCAAGUUCGGGGCGGGUGUCUUUGCCUUCUACCUCGCCGUGCUCAAGGCGCUGGUCGUCCGUUACGUGGACGUCGACAACCUCUGCAUCGGCCUGGCGGACGCAAACCGGAGGAGAGCCGAGGUGCUCGAGAGCAUCGGGCUCUACCUCAACCUCGUUCCGUUGAACGUGCCGUGCGACCGGACCCAGCCGUUCAGCGACGCCCUGCGAGAGAUGCACACCAAGUACCAGCGCGCCUUUGCCAACGCGCGGGUGCCGUUCGACGUGCUUCUCCACGAGCUCGAUGUGCCCCGCUCGUCCUCGCACCCGCCGCUCUUCCAGGUGUUCAUGAACUACCGUCAGGGCGUGAGCGAGGCCCGCGAGUUCUGCGAUUGCGAAUGCGAGGGCGAGCUCGUCAGCGGCGGCCAGCUCGCCUACGACAUUGCGGUAGACGUCGUGGAGAACCCUGGUGGAGAGACCAACGUCAUGCUCUCGGUGCAGCAGUCGUUGUACAACGCGGCCAGCGCCGAGGUCCUGUUGGACUCUUUCUUCAGCCUGAUGGAAGGCUUUGCGGCCAACCCAAUAUCGCGCAUCAGCAAACCGCCCCUUCACAGACAGACGGCCAUCGAGCAGGCGGUGGAGCUGGCGAACGGCCCCAUCUUGGAUUUGGCGUGGGCACCCACGGUCUCGCACAGGAUCGACGAGAUGAUUCAGGCGCACCCGGACAAGCUCGCGCUCACGGACGGUCAAGGCACCGACUUGACCUACGCCCAGCUGGGAGCCAGCGUCAAUGGCAUUGUGCAGGGCUUGCGCGAGGUGAGAGCGAGCAACGUGGUUGGGGUUCUCCAGCACCCCACCCCUGCCGCGAUUUGUUCGAUUCUCGCCGUACUGAAGGCUGGGCUGACCUACGUCCCCCUGGAUCCCCGCGUCGGGCCGGCGAAGCUAGCGGCUAUCGUGGGCGAGGCCAAGCCCUCGUGCAUCCUCGUAGACGACGCCACCGAGGUCGACAUUGGCUCCUUCUCGUUGGAUGACACGGCCAAGGUCAGAAACGUGGCGAGUUUGCCGCCGUCAGAAGACCGCCUUCCGAUCGAGGCGGUGCCGGCGGGUACUGCCGUCUUGCACUGUGCGGCCGCAUCGAGACGGCCUGUGUCCGAGCUCGCCGUUCAAGAGGGCAGCGAGACCAUCCUCCAGCAAACCGCCUUCAGCUUCGACAUAUCCCUUUUCCAGUCACUUCUAGCUCUGACCACCGCAUCGACUCUUGUCGUUGCUCCCCGCGAAGUCCGCGGCGACCCGGCAGCGCUAGCGAAGCUCAUGCUCAUUGCGGGCGUCACCGUGACCGCCGCCACGCCCACCGAGUACGUCCACCUCAUCGGACACGGCGCGAGCCAGCUCAAGCAAAACGAUAAAUGGCGGCUCGCCCUCUGCGGCGGCGAGAAGCUGAGCGACCAGGUCGUCAGCGGCUUCCGGUCCCUGAACAGACCCGAGCUUACCUUGGUCAACGACUACGGGCCCGCGGAAGCGACCUUCCGGUGCAGCACAACGGUUGUGCCGUAUCAAGAAGAAGAUGGGCAAGAAUUGGCCCGUACCACCCCACUCAAGACAUGCGCCAACUCUGCUGUCUAUAUCCUCGGCGACGAUAUGAAGCCGCUCCCUGUUGGCCUUACGGGCGAGGUAUGCGUCGGCGGCGCCGGUGUCGGGCUGGGGUACCUGAACAACCACCAGCUGUCCGCGCAGAGAUUCAUCGCGAACCCAUAUGCCAGUCCCGCGUUUGUGGCCCGGGGCUGGACCACCAUGCACCCGACGGGCGAUCGCGGCAGACUGAGCCCUGACGGAGGGUUGAUCCUGGAAGGGCGCAUCGACGGAGACACCCAGGUGAAACUUGGCGGUAUCCGCAUCGAGCUAGAGGAGGUUGAGCGCGCCGUCAUCAACGACUCCCAGGGCGCUAUCCGAGAGGCAGCGGUCUCGGUUCGGACCGACGAGGCCUCGGGCACCGAAUACCUUGUGGCACAUGCGGUGAUGCAAGACCGCGCAGAUUCAACGCCGGCGCACGUCGAUUGGCUCCAGCAGCUGCAGAGCCGUCUCAGCCUCCCGCGGUACAUGGCCCCUUCGGCGAUCGUACCCGUGGCGGCCCUACCCCUCAGUGUCUCAGGGAAGCUCGACCGGCGCGCCCUCCGGGAGCUGCCAGUGGCUACUGCGCUGACAACUCAGACCCCGGCCGAAGAGUCCGAGGGCUUGCCUGCCAUGCAACAUCUCAUCAAGCAGCUAUGGGAGCAAGUCAUUCCGAACGGUCUCCUGGCGGGACGAGAUAUCGGUCCCAAGACAGACUUCUUCAACGUCGGUGGCUCUUCGCUUCUUCUCGUCCAGCUCCAGGCUCUGCUGAGGGAGCAAUUCAGCGUGGCGCCCUUGGUGCAAGAGCUGUUCCAGGCCUCGACCCUGGAAACCAUGGCGGCACUCGUCGCCAGCGGGUCCGGGUCAUCCACCCAGCAGGGUUCAGACACCACCCCCGCCCCCAUCGACUGGGAAGCCGAAGCCGGGCUUCUCCAAGACGCAUAUUACAACUCUACCACGGAGAAGAAGCAAAGCGGACCCGCCGUUGCUAACCCGCCCAAGGUCGUCGUCUUGACCGGGUCCACGGGAUUCCUCGGCCGGCACCUCCUCGAGCGCCUCCUCCGCACAAGCCACAUCGAGAAGGUCUACUGCGUGGCAGUGCGCAAACAGCCGGCGGAGCUCCCCGGCAUCUUCAACGACCCACGCGUCGAGGUAUUCCCGGGCGACCUGAGCCUUGCCGGGCUGGGCCUCAGCGACGCCGACACGGAGCGGGUCUUCUCCACCGCCGACGCCGUCCUCCACAACGGCGCCGACGUCUCCUUCAUGAAGACAUACAUCUCACUACGGCCAACCAACGUGGCUGCAACCCAGCAGCUGGCCGCGCUCGCGCAGCGCCAAGGCCGCCGCAUCCCCUUCCACUUUGUGUCGUCGGCGGCCGUCACGCAGCUGACGCCGCUCGACGAGGUGGGCGAGGUCUCGGUCGCCGCGUACCCGCCCGCGGUAUCCUCCCCCUCCUCCUCGUCGUCCGCCGGCGGCUACGUCGCGGCGAAGUGGGUCAGCGAGCGGCACCUGGAGCAGGUGGCGCAGGCGCACGGCCUGCCCGUCACCAUCCACCGGCCGUCGAGCAUCCUGGGCAACGAUGCCAGCGACGUCGACCUGAUGGGCAACCUGUUCCGGUACGUGGAGCGGCUCCAGGCUGUGCCCGAGAGCCGCGAUUGGAAGGGCUACUUUGACCUGAUCUCGGUGCACACGGUGGCGGCGGCGAUUGUCAAGGCGGUGGUGGCCGCUAGGGAGGAGGAGCAGGAGGAGGAGGAGGGACACGAGAAGGGAGGCCCUGCAGGUCGGGUGAGGUAUCAGUACGAGGCGGGCGAGAUUGUAUACCCGCUGUCUACCGUGGCGGAUAUGGGCGAGUUGGAGGCCGCGGGGUUCGUUUUGAAGACCCUGCCGCUGGAGGAAUGGGUUGCGCAAGCCGAGGGAGCGGGCUUGAAUCCGCUGUUGGCGGCGUAUCUGAAGGCUGCAGCCGGGGGUGGUGUGAGGUGGGCCUUCCCGAAGUUGGUGAGCUCGACGGUGUAA